AUGGAUAUUUUCUUUUUUUCUUUUCAUUGUCUAACUUUUCUCUUUCUCCUUUCUUCCUUCAUUUCUUUUCUCUCACUCUUUCCUUUCAUCUCUACUCUUUCUCUUCUUCAUUUCUCUAGCUUCAUCUCUCUCUCUCUUCCUUUCUUCUCUCUCUUUUCUUUCUCCAGCUCUCUCUCUCUUUCCUUUCAUAGCGUGACUCUCUCUCUCUCUCUUUCCUUUCAUCUCUUCUCUCUCUCUCUUUCCUUUCAUCUGACUCUCUCUCUUUUCCUUUCAUCUAGCCGUGACUCUCUCUUUGUUCCUUUUCUCUCUUUUCUUCACCUCUCUCUCUCUUUCUUUCUUUCUCUUCAUCUCUCUCUCUCUUUUCUUUCAUCUGACUCUCUCUCUUUUCUUUUCUCUCUCUCUCUUUCUUUUCCUCUCUUCAUCUCUUCUCUCUUUUCUUUCAUCUCGUCUCUCUCUCUCUUUUUUUCCCUUUGGCUCUUCUCUCUCUCUUUUCCUUUCAUCUUCUCUCUCUCUCUCUUUUCCUUCUCUCUCUCUCUUUCCUCUCUCUCUCUCUCUGUUCUUUUCCUUGGCCGUGACCUUCCAUGUUUCUUUCACUCUUUCUCUCUCUCUUUUCCUUCCAUGGCCGUGUCUCUCUCACUUUUUCCUUUCAUGCUCACUCUCUCUCUCUUUUCCUUUCAUAGCGUGCUCUCUCACUUUUCCUUUCAUAGCCGUGACUCUCUCACUCUUUUUCUCACUCUCUCUCUUUCCUUUCAUAGCGUGACUCUCUCUCUUUUUCCUUCCUCUCUCUCUCUCUCUCUUUUCUUUCAUAGCGUGACUCUCUCCUCUCUUCCUUUCAUAGCGUGUCUCUGUGUGUGUCUCUUUCUCUCUCUCACUUUUUCCUUUCUUAGCGUGACUCUCUCUCUUUUCCUUUCAUGGCAGCUCUCUCUCUUUUCCUUUCAUAGCGUGACUCUCUCUCUGUUUUCCAUGGCCGUGACUCUCUCUCUCUCUCUCUUUUCCUUCCAUAGCGUGACUCUCUCUCUCUCUGUUCCUUCCAUAGCCGUGACUCUCUCUUUCCUUUCAUAUCAGCUCUCUCUCUCUCUUUUCCUUUCUAGCCUGACUUUUCACUUCCUUUGUAGCUCUCUCUCUUUUCCUUGGCGUGACUCUCUCUCUUUUCCUUUCAUAGCCGUGACUCUCUCUCUCUCUCUCUGUUCCUUCCAUAGCGUGACUCUCUCUCUCUGUUCCUUCCAUAGCGUGACUCUUUCUCUCUCUCGUGACUCUCUCUCACUCUGUUCCUUUCAUAGCGUGACUCACUCUCUCUCUCUCUUUUCCUUUCAUAGCGUGACUCUCUCUCACUCUGUUCCUUUCAUAGCCGUGACUCUCUCUCACUUUUCCUUUCAUAGCCUGACUCUCUCUCUUUUCCUUUCAUAUCGUCUCUCACUUUUCUUUCAUAGCGUGGCUCUCUCUCUUUUCCUUUCAUGGCGGCUCACUCUCUCUCUCUCUUUUCCUUUCCAUGGCCGUGACUCUCUCUCUUUUUCCUUUCAUGGCGUGACUGUCUCUCUUUUUCCUUUCCAUAGCCGUGACUCUCUCUCUUUUUUCCUUUCAUGGCAGCCCUCUCUCUUUCCUUUUCAUGGCCGUGACUCUCUCUCACUCUAUUUCCUUUCAUGGCAACUCCUCUCUCUCUUUUCCCCUUUUUCAUUUCAUAGUGACUCUCUCUCUCUCUUUUCCUUUCUAGCCGUGACUCUCUCCUCUUUUUCCUUUCAUAGCGUGACUCUCUCUCUCUCUUUUCCUUUCCUUUCUAGCCGUGACUCUCUCUCUCUCUGUUCCUUUCAUAGCGUGACUCUCUCUCUCUCCUUUCGCAGCCGUGACUCACUGCUUUCUCUCUCUCUCUCUCUCUCUCUCUUUCCUUUUCAUAGCGUGCUCUCUCUCUUUUCCUUCCAUAGCGUGACUCUCUCCUUUCCCUUUCAUGCCGUGACUCUCUCUUUUCCCUUUCCAUGGCGUGACUCUCUCUCUCUUCCUUUCCUUCGUGACUCUCUCUUUUCCUUUCAUAGCGACUCUCUCUUUUCCUUUCAUAGCCGUGACUCUCUCUCUGUUCCUUUUGGCGUGACUCUCUCUCUCUCUCUCUCUUCUUUUCCUUUCGUGACUCUCUCUCUCUCCUUCCUUUUGGCCGUGACUCUUGUCUUUUCCUUUCAUAGGCGACUCUCUCUCUUUUCCUUUCAUAGCGUGACUCUCUCUCUUUUCCUUUUCAUGGCAAACUCUCUCUCUUUUCCUUUCAUAGCUGACUCUCUCUCUCUCCUGUUCCUUUCAUGGCGUGACUCUCUCUCUCUCUUUCAUCCUUUCAUAGUGUCUCUCUCUCUCUCCUUUCCUUUCAUAGCUCACUUUUCUUUCCUUGGCUCUCUCUCUCUUUUUCUUUUCAUAGCCGUGACUCUCUCUCUCUCCCUUCUCUCUCUCUCUCUCUCUUUUCCUUUCAUGCCUGUGACUCUCUCCUUUUCCUUUCAUAGCGUGACUCUCUCUCUUUUCCUUUCCAUAGCCGUGACUCUCUCCUUUCAUGUGACUCUCUCUCUUUCCUUUCAUAGCCGUGACUCUCUCUCUUUUUCCUUCCAUAGCGUGACUCUCUCUCCUCUCUGUUCCUUUCAUAAUUCUGACUCUCUCUCUCUUUCCCUUUCCAUGGGUGCUCAACUCUCUGUCUGUUUAAAAAAUAGCCGUGACUCUCUCUUUUCCUUUCCUUCCAUGACUCUCUCUUUCCCUUUCUGCAAAACUCUCUCUCUUUUCCUUUCAGAAAAUGACUCUCUGUUUUUUCCUUUCCUUAGCGUGACUCUCUCUCUUUUCUUUCCAAUAGCUUCUUUCCUUUCCUUUUCAUCUCUCUCUUUUCCUCUCUUUUCCUCUCUCUUUUCCCUUUCCUUGCUCUCUCUCUGUUCCUUUCCUCUGUUCUUCUCUCUCUCUUUUCCUUUCAUAGCAUGCUCUCUCUCUUUUCCUUAA
Messenger RNA from Acanthosepion pharaonis, 2955 nucleotides. The record is from the annotation of a GenBank genome assembly. NCBI's taxonomy places the organism in Eukaryota, Metazoa, Mollusca, Cephalopoda, Sepiida, Sepiidae.